Molecule: messenger RNA, 771 nt
Organism: Eufriesea mexicana
Lineage: Eukaryota; Metazoa; Arthropoda; Insecta; Hymenoptera; Apidae
Exons: 5
Coding region: 157-714 (185 amino acids)
Source: RefSeq, a predicted model, not a curated record
AUCGUACAACAUAGAACUUCAUGGCUAAAUCGAAAACAAAUAUGUAAUAUUAUAUAUAUCUUAUUAACAUCUUUCUGAACAUCUCUGUUAAUCAAUUACAAUGUUCUGUUUACGUCAUACACGAAGAAAAGUGUUUUGCAAGGACCCUAUUCUUCUAUGUUAAAACACAUAAUAGCAGUCGGAUAUGUCAUCAUGUGUACGACGUUCGCCUAUUCCAAAUCGGUAAAAACCAAGAUCAAAACUGAUCAGCUGAAAAAAAUACAGCGCCAUGAAGACUUCAUUAAAACAACAGAUCUGCUAAAUUUGGAUUCACUGGUUACAGAAGUACCAACCUUUAGCGACAGAACCUCAUUGAAGAUGUUGGAGGAUAUCACAGCCAAGGUUUGGAGAACCUUACCUGUGAUCAGCAUACCUCAAAGUUGGAUACUCGCAUACUGUAUGAAACACACUGAAAUUUCUGAAAACAUUGAAAAAGCGAGUAUACAAUGUCAAUACGAUGGAAUAGACUGGGGUUGCACGUUUAUCGAAUUGGGUGGAGGAGAAAAUGAUUUUAAUAUGGGAAAAAUCGUGUCAUCUUUUAAUGAUCUUUCUGAUCGCGGAUUAAAAUCAAAAUUGCUUCAUGCAGCUGAAGUUUGUGGAAAACUCUGGCAAAGAUACAAAGAAGUUCAGGAUAGAAGAUUAACUCGUAUGCGAUUAAACGUACAUAAUUGUUAAACCCAAAAGAAGAAUUGGAGCUUAACAGAUUGCAUUUAACAAUGGCAAAAACACCGC